AUGACUGGACGUAGUGAAGGUGGUACAAUGAUGACUGGACGUAGUGAAGGUGGUACAAUGAUGUCUAGACGUAGUGAAGGUGGUACAAUGAUGUCUAGACGUAGUGAAGGUGGUACAAUGAUGUCUGGACGUAGUGAAGGUGGUACAAUGAUGACUGGACGUAGUGAAGGUGUUACAAUGACGACUGGACGUAGUGAAGGUGUUACAAUGAUGACUGGACGUAGUGAAUGUGUUACAAUGAUGUCUGGACGUAGUGAAUGUGUUACAAUGAUGUCUGGACGUAGUGAAGGUGGUACAAUGAUGUCUGGACGUAGUGAAGGUGGUACAAUGAUGUCUGGACGUAGUGAAGGUGGUACAAUGAUGUCUGGACGUAGUGAAGGUGGUACAAUGAUGACUGGACGUAGUGAAGGUGUUACAAUGAUGUCUGGACGUAGUGAAGGUGGUACAAUGAUGACUGGACGUAGUGAAGGUGGUACAAUGAUGACUGGACGUAGUGAAGGUGGUACAAUGAUGACUGGACGUAGUGAAGGUGGUACAAUGAUGACUGGACGUAGUGAAGGUGUUACAAUGACGACUGGACGUAGUGAAGGUGUUACAAUGACGACUGGACGUAGUGAAUGUGUUACAAUGAUGACUGGACGUAGUGAAGGUGGUACAAUGAUGACUGGACGUAGUGAAGGUGGUACAAUGAUGACUGGACGUAGUGAAGGUGGUACAAUGAUGACUGGACGUAGUGAAGGUGGUACAAUGAUGACUGGACGUAGUGAAGGUGUUACAAUGAUGACUGGACGUAGUGAAGGUGUUACAAUGAUGACUGGACGUAGUGAAGGUGGUACAAUGAUGAUCAGUGUAUUGAAGACGUUACAGUGA
Messenger RNA from Procambarus clarkii (red swamp crayfish), 870 nucleotides. RefSeq names its product aggrecan core protein-like. The record is from RefSeq and is a predicted model, not a curated record. NCBI's taxonomy places the organism in Eukaryota, Metazoa, Arthropoda, Malacostraca, Decapoda, Cambaridae.